This is a messenger RNA of Glycine soja, 995 nucleotides long. RefSeq lists its product as uncharacterized. NCBI's taxonomy places the organism in Eukaryota, Viridiplantae, Streptophyta, Magnoliopsida, Fabales, Fabaceae. The transcript has 2 exons. The record is from RefSeq and is a predicted model, not a curated record. The coding region runs from base 158 to 685 and encodes 175 amino acids.
AAAACCAAAAUAUUCUUUGAAAUAAGUCAAUUGAUAGAGGUUGUUGGUUGUUGGUGUUUAAAAUUAAAACCGAGCCUCUUCCCCAAAGGAGACACAGAGCGAGAGAGAAUCGUAACAAAAGCGGUAACCGGAAUAAGUUGUCUCUACGAUUUGAGCCAUGGCAACAACAACACCCUCAAACCGAUCAUCAGAGGCGUUUGCUCUCAUGGCAAUCCUCAGCACUCUGCUUUGCACGGCGGUGGCGGCGAAGGAGAGCGUGUACGAGAUACUCCCCAAGUACGGCCUCCCGAGCGGUCUGUUACCGGACACCGUCACCGACUACACGCUCGACGAGGACGGGCAAUUCGUCGUCGUUUUGGCGAAGCCCUGCUACAUACAGUUCGAUUACUUAGUUUACUACGAGACCAAGAUCUCCGGCAAGCUCAGCUAUGGCUCCAUCACCAACCUCAAGGGCAUUCAGGUCCAGCGCCUCUUCAUCUGGUUCAACGUCGAUGAGAUCAAGGUCGAUUUGCCUCCCUCCAACAGCAUCUACUUCCAGGUCGGCAUCAUCAACAAGAAACUCGACGUUCACCAGUUCAAAACCGUUCGCUCCUGCCGCAAAUCCCUCUCUUGCCCACCUUGCCUUCCACGUCCAAUUCAGCUUCCUGCUCCGGUCGAUGAAAUUCCCAUGCUUCUCACGGAGUAGAUCCAGUUUCAUACUAGCUGUUGUAUGGCAUAAUGGAAUAUAUGACGUUUUAACCUGUCACUGUCCCUCUAUUGCCUUAGCUUAUAUCUGUCAAAGUGUUAAGACUCGCAAAACCCAGUCUGGUUACGUUAUAUUAUAUCCACGGGAGACCUUUAUGAACAUGAUAUUAUGUACAUAUUUAAGUUGAGACUUCAACUUCAUGUAUGUUGCUGAACUUUCAGUUGCUGGUAAGGUGUAAACGUGCUUAAUAAUGAAUGCCAAAGUAGGGUCUUGCUAAAACAACGAUUUGCAUGCUGCGCUUACCUGACUA